This is a messenger RNA of Myodes glareolus (Bank vole), 915 nucleotides long. RefSeq names its product MHC class I-like protein MILL2. Gene Ontology annotation, cellular component: external side of plasma membrane. The record is from RefSeq and is a predicted model, not a curated record. Gene Ontology annotation, biological process: immune response. Lineage: Eukaryota; Metazoa; Chordata; Mammalia; Rodentia; Cricetidae.
ACACACUUCACUACUUCAUAAGCUUGCAUCUGGUCAGGUCUGGGGAGACUCAGUUCAUGGCCCAUGGAUACAUUGAUGGUGAUCUCUUCCUGCGCUACAAGGGAGACAGAAGGAGAGCAGAGGCUUUGAGGGCCAGGAUCAAGGGACAUGCAGGAGCUGAGACCUGGGCAAGAGAAACUGAGGGCCUGUGGAAGAUGGAUAAGCAACUCAGGAGGAUACUGGCCGAGGUCACAGGCCAAGACAGGGGCCUUCACACCAUCCAGGUAACCUUAGGCUGUGAACUUCAGAGAAAUGGGAACAUUGGAGGCUUCUGGCGCCUGGGCUAUGAUGGACAGGAUGCCCUCACCUUUGACCAGAAGAUUCUCACAUGGACAAUGGCUGUGCCAUCCACCCAGCAGACCAAGACCUUCUGGGAGACACAUGCACCCAGAACUGAUCAAGUUAAGACUUUCUUGAAGGGCACAUGUCCUUCCCAGCUCCAGAGACACCUGAAUUCCUUGAGGAACUCUCAGAUGGACACAGGUCCCCCGAAGGUAAAUGUGACCAGAAGGAGAUACCCAGUGGGCAGGAUCACCCUGACAUGUUGGGCUUUUAAUCUGUAUCCUCCUGUGGCCACCCUGACCUGGCUUCGGGAUGGGAAGCCAGUACAGCAGCAUACCUUUGGGCCUAGGACCAUCUUGCCCAGCGGGGAUGGGACCUACCAGCCCCGGACGUCUAUUUGGGUUCUUCCUGGACAAGAACCACAUUUUACCUGCCAUCUGAAGCACUGCAGAAGUAACAUUGAGGCCCCUACUGUCCUUAGCCAUCAAGCCAGGCAAACCGACGGCACCACCUCCUCUGCUGCUGCUCUGGAGGCUUCUGCUCUUUGUACCUUGUUGGUAUUACUAGUCAGCGCCUAGAGCAGCAAGACAGCAA